This is a messenger RNA of Physella acuta, 1602 nucleotides long. Its product is annotated as zinc finger protein OZF-like. The record is from RefSeq and is a predicted model, not a curated record. Gene Ontology annotation, molecular function: RNA polymerase II cis-regulatory region sequence-specific DNA binding; RNA binding; DNA-binding transcription factor activity, RNA polymerase II-specific. Gene Ontology annotation, biological process: regulation of transcription by RNA polymerase II; spliceosomal snRNP assembly. Lineage: Eukaryota; Metazoa; Mollusca; Gastropoda; Physidae. Gene Ontology annotation, cellular component: spliceosomal complex.
AUGAGUAAAGCUCAUCCACCAGAGUUGAAAAAGUAUAUGGAAAAGGUUUUAACAUUGAAGCUGAAUGGUAACAGAAAAGUAUCAGGUACUCUCAGAGGCUUUGACCCUUUUAUGAAUCUUGUUGUUGUUGAUGCUAUUGAAGAAACAAAAUCAGGAGAAAAGAGAAACAUUGGAAUGGUUGUCAUUUGUAAAGAAAAGCCUUACAAGUGUGAUGAUUGUCAGCUCCCUGAUUUACAGAGCCAACAUACAAUCCAUAAAGGAGAAAAAGCUUACAUGUGUAGGAAAUGUGAUGAGAGCAGAAUUCAGGAGGAAGAAAUUGAGGCUUUCUCUUCAUUUAGUGAUGAAGAGUGGUUGCCUCCAUGCAAAAAAGAUGCUAGUUUACGAAUCCACCAAAGAAUUUAUACUGGAGAAAAAUCUUUCAAGUGUAACAAAUGUGGUAAAUGUUUCGCUCGGGAUUAUAGUUUACGAACCCACCAAAGAAUUCAUACUGGAGAAAAACCUUAUAAGUGUGUAAAAUGUGGUAAGUGUUUUAAAGGAAGUGGUUCUUUAAUAAAACACAAUAAAUCUCAUUCAGGAGAAAAGCCGUAUAAGUGUGUGAAAUGUGGUAAAUGUUUCAUUGAUGAUGUCCAGUUAAAGCAACACUUUAAAAUUCAUAGAGGAGAAAAGCUUUACAAGUGUAACAAAUGUGGUAGAUGCUUCACAAGGGUUGGCAAUUUGAAUAUACACUAUAGAAUCCAUACAGGAGAAAAGCCUUUCAAGUGUGACAAAUGUGGUAGAUGCUUCACAAUGGUUGGGAAUUUUAAGAGACACUAUAGAAUCCAUACAGGAGAAAAGCCAUACAAGUGUGCUGAAUGUGGGAAGUGUUUCAUAGAAAGUUCACGUUUGAAGACACACCUUAACAUUCACACUAGCCAAAAAUCCUACCAGUGUGAUGAAUGUGGUCUUUGUUUUUUAAAGCUGAGCCACUUAAAGAAACACUUUAUAAUUCAUACAGAAGACAAGCCUUACAUGUGUGAGAAAUGUGGUAAAUUUUUUCACAAGCUUUGGGAUUUACAUAGGCACAGUUCUACAAUUCAUGGUAGAAAAAAGCCUUAUAAAUGUGACAAAUGUGAUAAAAGCUUCACACUGCUUUGUGAUGUACAAAAACACCUUGUAAUUCAUACAGGGGAAAAUCCUCACAAGUGUGACAAAUGUGAUAAAUGUUAUUUGAAGCUUGGCAUUUUAACGAGGCACCUUAGAGUUCAUACAGGAGAAAAGCCUUACAUGUGUGACAAAUGUGCUUUGCAUUUUACAGCAACACCUUUGGAUUCAUACAGGAGAAAAGCUGUAUGUGUGCCCAAUGUGGUCAAUCUUUCAUGCAAAUCUCUCCUACAUUUAAAGAAUCACCAUCAAAAACAAAAUCAUUCCACUUUAGACAAAUUUGCAGAAAAGCCUUACAAGUGUGCCCAAUGUGGUCAAUCUUACAUGCAAAUCUCACAUUUGCAGAACCACCAUCAAAAACAAAAUCAUUUCACUUUAGAUAAAUAUGGUAAUAGUGUUUUGAAGCUUUGCCAAUUGAAAAAGGACCUAAAAAUUCGUACAGGAGAAAAGUCUUUAUUUUAA